CAGACGCACAUGGGAUCCGUGCUGCGUACCGGGCAUCUUCAGCAACCCGCAGCCGAGCGGAGGGGACCUGAGCCCGGCGUGGAGCAGCACUCAACCUGCCUGGACUCUUCCUCUGACCCCACACUGGAGAACAUCUCCGAAUUUCCGAGGUGAUCUUUCCUCUCGGCGUGUUAUUUAUUUAUAUCCGGACCCUGACAGUCAUCCGCGGCGGACGAACUGCGUCUUAACGCGGAGAGGUCGGACUUGUUUGGCUGGGGAACACACACCAAAACACACGCGGAAACACUCCGGUCCUGUCGCCUCUCUUUCUUUUUUAUUUCCUGCUAGCUUUUUUCUCGACAUUUCUAUCGAACCAGGAGCUCGGAGGAUGAACUAGAAUCGCGAUCGCUUGUGUUUCACUGGAUUUAUUUCGCUGUGGAGGAAAAAAGAGAUCCCGGAGAGGAGCGGUGCGCAAAAAGCCGAGGUGUUCCUCUUCUCUCCUCUCCCUCUUUAUCUCCAUCUAUCAAUCUGUCUACCUGUCCUCUCCUGUCCAUCUGUCUCUUCAUUUGUUUCCCCUGUUUGUAGGUCCGUGAGAUUUUGCUAAAAUGCAUCAUCAACAGCGGAUGGCAGCUUUGGGAACGGACAAGGAACUGAGCGACUUAUUGGAUUUCAGCGCGAUGCGAAACAGCGAUUUGAAAAUGUUCCCAACAUCCAUGAUGUUUUCCCCUCCUGUUGGCAGUGGAAAGAACGGACCGCCGUCCCUGGGGAGCGGACAUUUCUCCGGCUCAAAUAUGGAGGAGAGAUCGAGUGCAGGAUCAUGGGCUAGUGGAAGUCGAUCUUCAAAGAGUUAUGCAGAUGGGUCUCAGUACAUGGCGUCACAUGACAGCCUCUCGCCUCCGUACGCGAACUCCAGCAGGCUAUCAGGAGGGAAAUCAGAGAGGAGUUCGUACUCGUACGGCAGAGAGUCCAACCCACACUGCCACCAGUCGGUAUUGGGGGGAGAGAUGGGUUUGGGGAGUCCCGGCGGCGCGGCGUCGCCCACCAAGCCAGCCGGGCAGUACUACCAGCACUACGGCUCCAACCCUCGGAGGAGAACGCUGCCGAUGGACACCAUGGAGGUUCACCCCAAAAAAGUGCGGAAGGUUCCUCCCGGCUUGCCGUCCUCAGUGUACGCUCCGUCUGCCAGUACAGCAGACUACAACAGAGACUCACCGGGUUAUCCCUCCUCCAAACCACCCAGCGCUGGCUUCCCAAGCUCAUUCUUCAUGCCAGACGGUCACCACAGCGGCGACCCCUGGAGCAGCAGCAGUAGCAGUAUGCCCCAGCAGGGUUACCAUGGCAGCAUGCUGGGGGGCGGGAACUCAGCCCACGGCCCCUCCCAGAGCUCCUCCUACUGCGGGAUUCACCCUCACGACAGAUUGGUGAGCAGGGCUGUCAAUCACAGGGAGUCUGUACAGGGCGUGACACAGAGUUACCCGUCGCACUCGUCUGCAGAUAUCAACUCCAGCCUUCCUCCGAUGUCCAGCUUCCACCGAGGGGGAGGGGAAGGAGGAGGGGGGGGCGGGGGGAAUCACUACAGCACCGCCUCGUGCACCGCUUCCACCAACGGCACAGAAAGCAUCAUGGCUAACAGAGCGCCGAACGCAGCAGCCAUCAGCUCUCAGACAGGAGACGCCUUAGGGAAAGCACUCGCAUCUAUCUACUCUCCGGACCACACGAACAACAGCUACUCGUCCAAUCCCUCCACACCAGUCGGCUCCCCGCCCUCCCUCACAGCUGCCAGUUCAGCUGUAUGGUCGAGGAAUGGCGGACAGGGAGCAUCAUCGCCAAACUACGAGGCUGCUCCACUGCACUCCCUGCAAAGUCGUAUCGAGGACCGCCUGGAGCGUUUGGACGAUGCCAUCCACGUCCUGCGGAGUCACGCGGUGGGGCCGUCGACGGGCAUGCCGAGCGGGCACGGAGAAAUGCACAACCUCACCAGCGCCGCACACACGCACAACGGCGCCAUGGGAGCUCUGAACAGCGGAUACGGGCCAGGACUGCUGUCGGCCAACAGACACCUCAUGGGAGGCUCUCACAGAGAAGACGGCAGCAGUGUGGGCCCUCUGCGUGGGGGCCACUCGAUGGGGGGGCCAGGGUCUCAGCUGGCGGGGCAGUCGGCCACCUCGCCGGACCUCAACCAGCCUGACCCGUACCGCGCCAUGUCCGGAGGCCACCAGGGUCAGAGCGCCUCCUCCGUCAGCUCUGAGAUCAAGUCGGAGGACGAGGGAGACGAGAACCUUCACCACGACAGCAAGUCCCUGGACGCCAAGAAGGAGGACGGGGACAGCAAGGACCUGAAGUCCAUUGAGAGCAACCCAGACGACGAGGACUUGUCUCCGGAGCAGAAGAUGGAGAGAGAAAGGGAACGGAGGAUGGCCAACAAUGCGCGGGAACGUCUACGCGUCCGCGACAUCAACGAGGCGUUCAAGGAGCUGGGAAAAAUGGUGCAGCUGCACCUGAAGAGCGACAAACCUCAGACUAAGUUACUGAUACUGCACCAGGCCGUGGCCGUCAUCCUCAGUUUGGAGCAACAAGUCCGAGAGCGAAACCUGAAUCCCAAAGCAGCGUGUCUGAAGCGCCGCGAGGAGGAGAAGGGCUCCAUGUCCUCGGACGGCGCUUCGCUCUCAUUGGCCGCCGCUCACCACGCCGCCGCCACCAUGGGCGAUGGGUCCAACCCCCUGGGACAAAUGUCAAAGGUGCCAGAGUUCAUCAAGAUGAUGAGUGACCACUUCCUCUGACAGCGUUUCCCUGCAAUCGAUCAACCACGUUGUUGCUUAAGCCUGACCAAUCAGAUUCUCUUGAUCUUCGGGCUGACCAAUCAGAUCAGCCUCCUUCUCUCCUCUUGUCUGUCUCUUAUCCUGCUCUUCACCUUCGUCUUCUUCUUCUUUCGGGAAAACGAACUACAGCGUCACGUUAGUCGCUUUUGUCACUUUGCAUCUCCAGCCGAAGUGAACUAGAUGCUACUUUGUGGAGACGUUCAAUGGCCGCCGUAAACAUGGCUGCUGCAAAGUGGCCGUCAGUGGGAGCUUCUGACACAAAGUGACAGCAAUGGACAAACUUCUUUGGAAUCACAUCAUCCGAGAAAUUCUUCUUCUUGUACUUCUUGUUUUAUCAGCAUUCCCAGUUUUAAUGAACAAAAUGGUUCUAUAUAUAGUAUAUAUAUAUACGACAAAAAGGACAAAAAAGGACAAAGAACUUGUCAAAAAAAGGGCAACUGGACGCAGGGAGUUUGGAGGGUUUGUGUUGGAGCAAGUUGUUCAGAACGGAGCAAAACAUAUCACAAAGUGUUAAAGAAUUUUUGUUUUCUUUAAAGCAACAUUGCGCAGCUGUUCUUGAAUGCAGCGCGUCUCUGACUGAAUGGCAAUCUAACGCCACACUGUGGAUUAAGCUGUGCCUGAUCUCCUCUUGGAUGCCAACCAGUCAGAUAGAAACACACGGAGAAGCAAAGCAAGAGAAAUUAAAAAAGAACCGGAAAAUCCAGAAAGAAUCACAGAAGCAAGCGGCCCACUCAUACAUCCCCUUACUAGUCACACAUCACAGAUUAAAGUACAAUGUAAACAAUAUUAGGUCCUGAUAUGCCGUGUCAUUCAAGCAGAAAUUAAGUUUGCAAGCGCUUUUUGACUAUCAUAGAUAACUAGAAUCAAACGGGGCUAAACAGCAAAAACAUGGGCAACUCGUUCUUCCCCUUCUAAUGCAUUCCCUCCUAACCUACUAACAUUCACCUUAGAUAAAAAAAACGUGAACGUGUUUAUGUAUUUUUAGCAGUGUUGACAAGUUGACUUUGUUUACGAAACAACUAAAUUGUACCUACUUCAAACCUUUUAGGAUGACCACAAUUUCAAAAAGGCUGAACAGUUGUAGAGUGUAUUUUCUGGAAGGAAGAGAAUACUUAAAAAAUCAAUCAGUUAUUCAACCAAUCAAUCAGCGAGUGACUCCAGGCGGACCGGGGUGUUUAAAUUAUUAGAGGUAGAGGAAUUACAGAAAUCAAAAAAGAAGAAAGAAUCAUGCAGUAAUUAAGAACUGUACUCUUAGACGUGGCAGGAAGAAAAUACUUCUAUUGACAUCUUUGUUAAGGAUUGUUGGGGUCUUUGAGGCCAGAAAGAAAGAGUAGGAAACACACCGAGUCCUUUGUUAGAUAUUCGUCAACAUGGUGCAGAGUUAGCAGAGUUUAAAAUUAUGUACAGGCCUUUUUUUAAAUCAAAAGAUUACCGGGCAGAUGGUUGAGAGCAUGGUGAGAUCAUACAAAUGAUACAUGGAUGACUGGAUUAGAGGGAAGAGGGCUGGACUGAGCACUGAAGUGAUUUCUAUUCCAUGUUUAGCACAUUCCCUGAAUCACCAAUGCUCUACUUGAAUCGAGUGGUUCUGGAAGUCCCAAGUCCUGAACCAUUAGAGUUGUGGGAGUCAUAAGAGGCGAAAGGAAUUAAGUGGGUCAACAUCCCCAUGAGCUACUAAUAGAAGGGAGAGUAUGGACAAUAGAAAUGAGAGGUCUAAAUUAUAAUGAAGCUAUUGGGGAAGCAAGGGAACAAUCGUCAGGGUGAAUACUUUCUUCUGGGGGCCAAGCAGCAGAAGUCAAAGCAUUCCUGUAUUGGAUUUAUUAGAUUCCUGUAUUCCCUGGAUUUGUAUCUCACCAAUCAUAACCCUAAACUUCUACCCUCUUAGACUUCUCCCCCUCCCUGAGUACGACCUUCGGGGACUAUCUGAUCGAAAUGUUCCGUCUUGCAGAUAACUGACAGGUUCAUUGUAGUUGAGAUGUUUGUUACUGGGACCUUACAUUUCCUUGACCUUGCAAUCCAGUUGCAUCGAUGCAUUCUUGAACAUUUCUAAAACCUUGAGUCUUGUUUUCUGCAUAGCAUUGUAGAAACUAGAGAAUCAAGUAUACUUAAAUAUCCCACAGUUCCAAUUGGAUUUUUGAUUUUGGAAGACUACUUUCUGUCCUGUUUGGGUUUAGACGAGCUAAGCUUGUUCAGAAACAAAACUAGUUGCGCUCCUUAGCCAUGGGACCAAAUGUAAACAGACCGCUACAGUUAGGGUUAGGGUUAGGGUUAGCCCUCAGACACUUUCAGCCAGUCAUGGCCCUCAAAAUAAAACCAGUAUACUCCUGUGUCAUUCCUUGUGAGUCUGGUAUCAGUCCAGCAUGGGUUUUGCUCAAUAUACAUGUAUCAAGUGACACCAUUGUCUGAGGCAAAUCCAAUAUGCGAGCCAAACCACUAAUAAAUAUGUUACUUCAGACAAAGGGUUGCUUUGUGAUAGAACUUUAGAAAACUGUAAAAGGUUAGGAUAGGUCAUUAACAAAACCUUAAAGUUUGUUGCAUUGCUAAGUAUCAAGGUGUACGCCCCUCCAACAGGUGAAGUUAUUCGGAAUAGCUGCAAGAACUUCCAUUGUUUUCUUGUUUUAAUCUGAAAGUCCCCUUUCACUUUCGCCCCAGUUUGAUCCUCUCUCAAUCCAGGCCUGUGUUUUAUAUCCAGUCCUAGUUCUGUCUUCUCUGCUGACCCUAGCCUUAUGAUCCCUAAACCAGAGCCCGAGCCCCUCUCCCCCCCCCCCCAAGCAGACCCGCAGAUGCAAUUUGAACAUUCACACUACCAAUGUGCCUUUUAGAGUUCAUAUCAUUCGAGUUGCCAGAGGAGGACAUUAAACUGGUCUUUUAAUAGGAUGCAAGCUUAGGGAAACCUGUUCUUAGUCAUUAGGUUCUAUGCAGUCAGGUUUUUUACCAGACCUGGGAAUUUAAAAAAAGCUAAAAAGGAAAAAAAAGUAUUUUUUGGAUAAAAAAAACUAAACUGUAUUUAAUGUACUGUACGCUUAUAUGUAAGUAGACAGCCUGUUCUGGCUCUGAGCCAAUGAGACAGACGCUUGAUUUAGCAGGACAAGUCCCUAUCCCCCCCCCCCCCCCCCCCAGUUUUCCAUACCCCCCCUGGUCCUAGCCCCAGCACUGUUUCCAUGGUGAACAACGCGUCUCUUCUUGUAUUAUAGCUUAUCAGCUUUUUAUCAAUAUUUGAUCGGCUUGUUCGUAAGCCAAUGUAGUCUUCAGUACAAAGUGUGUGGUCGUAUGUUGUAAAACAGAUUUUCUUUUUCCUCUCUCUCUCUCUUUUUUAAGAAGAAUCUUUUUUCUUAUUACUUUUUCUUUGUCUGUUCUGGUUUACAUGUCUAUUAUAGAAAAUGUAAAAAAAACAAAAACAAAAACAAACAAAAAACACAAUUAGCUAUCUGACAGCACCGUUUCUGUCCGUGCUCAUUUUUGAUGCGUUUUUAAAUGCUACCCAAACGACAGGAAGGCACGGAAACUGGAAAAGAAUCUAUUUGAAUAAAUCAAUCUAUAUAUAGAUGUACAAAAAAAUAUAUACGAUAUAUAAGGAGGGGUGCCAUUUUUUCUGUUAUUUUUUUUUAUUUUAUUUUCCAGAGGAGUGUUUGCUUGAGGACUUAUUUUCUCAAAGAUUGAACUGGCAGACGUUGGAAAGGCCCUUCAGUGUUACGAAAUGUUCAACUGACUUUGUUGUGUUCUCUGUUGUUGCCAUAACAACACCCUCUGACUAGUACGGCAUCCUGCGCAGGACAAAAAUGGGACCGGAGCGUCAUCAGCUCCAUUCACUGCUCUCUAUCCAAGGCAACAACACACAGACGUUUGUAAAUUGUAUGCAACAAAAUGGCAAACUUUACCAUUAUUUUGAAAUUGUGUAUGUAAAAGUUAUAUUUUUACAUGUAGACUGUUGUUAUUUUGUGUUUUAGAAAUAUGUUGUAUCGGUUUUUUUGUUAAAAUAUGAAAAAGUAAAAUUCAGUGUGUGUUGAAAAAAUGUGUCACAUUGAAAAUGUAGUGCGGUCAAAAGUUCAGAAUCAUUUUUUUUUUUAUUGUUUCAAACAUUAUGUUUAUAUCUGUGGGGUUCAUGGGAGGAAUCCGAAAACAUAAAAGAUAUAUGAUAUUUGUUUUAUUCUCCAUGCCUCAUGACAUUACCAUUUUUAAAUGUAUUUUUUGAAGAGAAUUGUGUAAAUAGUCAUAAAACUUUUUUUCUGUGGGGUGAAGACUUGCCAGUGAGGGGCGACGAUGAUGAUGAUGAUGAUGAUGAUGAUGAUGAUGAUGAUCUUGUUUUCCAUUUUUAGUGAUUUUGUAUUCGUCCCGUUACAGUAGCCAGGAGCCAACUGUUAGUAUGAGUCAGUUCUGUAUGUGGUUUAGGUUGACCAUCUGAAGUGGAAGUCAAAUUAUUCUCUUGGGUUGCACCAAGCAUCACUUGUGUCAGAGCCGGAUUGGGGCCUUUUUAGCGGCACAUUACAAAAUAAUUUCGAUUUUCAUAAGAAAAAAACGCACUGGUCACUGACAAAAAAAAGCAAACCUUAGAGAAAGUGUAAAAGCAAAUUAACAAGAACACAGGUAUUGUACGAUAACUGCAAAAUACGCUACCUGAUUCUGUUAUGUACCUCAAAAAUGAUAUUGUGAUCAUCAAAAAGCAUAACAAAAAUACAAAUUGGUUAUAACAAAUAACUAACCUGUUUCAGAAGUAGCUAUAAAAAACUUAAAGGUGGGGUAGGUAAGUUUGAGAAACCGGCUCGAGAUACACUUUUUGUUAUAUUCCAUGGAAUGCUCUUAACAUCCCGAUAGCAAUGAAUAUCUUAAGUGCUUUGACAAAAAAUCCAUAAAAAAAUGUCAUCUGUGGAAGCCGUAAUA
Molecule: messenger RNA, 7673 nt
Organism: Trematomus bernacchii (emerald rockcod)
Lineage: Eukaryota; Metazoa; Chordata; Actinopteri; Perciformes; Nototheniidae
Product: transcription factor 4-like
Exons: 20
Coding region: 585-2759 (724 amino acids)
Biological process (GO): regulation of transcription by RNA polymerase II
Cellular component (GO): transcription regulator complex
Molecular function (GO): protein dimerization activity; RNA polymerase II cis-regulatory region sequence-specific DNA binding; DNA-binding transcription factor activity, RNA polymerase II-specific
Source: RefSeq, a predicted model, not a curated record